This is a messenger RNA of Blepharisma stoltei, 249 nucleotides long. The record is from the annotation of a GenBank genome assembly. NCBI's taxonomy places the organism in Eukaryota, Ciliophora, Heterotrichea, Heterotrichida, Blepharismidae.
AUGGAGGGGCGAAAGACGAGAAGUCGGGCAGACUGAGGAAGUUGGGGGAGGGAAAAGAUGCUAGGAACCCUGCCACAUCAGUGAGCUUGACAAUUGGCGAUCGGAAAAGAAAACACAGGAAGAAUAGAAAGAUGGACUAAAAAGAAAACCUGAAGUCAGCCUAAUGUGAAAAGGAUAAAGGAGACUACACAAAAGAGACUGAAAACCAUAGCCUACAUUAAGAUUAAUGGAGCCAGAAAGAAAGGAUAG